AAAACUGAUGUCGAGCAAAGCUGGAGACCCGCGCCGACCCGGUGAUCUACAUGCGUUUGUCCGCGAGAAGAUCGACCCGGACGACGCCCCCGGCGACUGGUAUGCCUUCUUCUCGCUCGUGCUGGGCUUCCUGGCCUUCACCAUGAAGUGGAAGGAGCUAGCCUGGGGCUCGCUGCUGCUGUGCUUUGGCUCGUUCACGAACAUGAAGUCGCAGGAAAUGAACACGACGCAAGUGGCCAUGUCCUUCUUUUUCUCCACUUCGGCCCUAGUGUCCGCCUACAUGGGCGCCAUGCGUCCGGGCAUGCCCAUGCCCAUGCCGUCCGCCGACACCGUCGAAGCCCCGGUUUCUAAUUAGAGUCAAGGGGAGAAAAGGAAUCAAGUUCAUCCAACAGAGUAAAUACGAAAUACGGCAUCUACACGCUGUAAGAAUGAAACCAUUGGUAAUGAAUGGGCUUCAGAUGGAGUCCUGCCUUGCUA
Molecule: messenger RNA, 477 nt
Organism: Phytophthora infestans T30-4
Lineage: Eukaryota; Oomycota; Peronosporomycetes; Peronosporales; Peronosporaceae
Exons: 2
Coding region: 8-355 (115 amino acids)
Biological process (GO): protein insertion into ER membrane
Cellular component (GO): endoplasmic reticulum membrane
Molecular function (GO): protein folding chaperone
Source: RefSeq, a predicted model, not a curated record